AUGUCUUCUCAGCACACCCUCUUUUCAUCUCUUUCAAAAAUUAUUUCUCAAGAUUUAGGAACGAGAGGUAUUGACAAACUUCUUCAAAACGCUUCAAAAGAUAUUUCGGAGGAUUACAAUGUUCAAUCAAUCGUUCGCAUUGUUCAUGAUUAUAUUUUAAAUUCCAUCAUGACACUUGUCGAUUCUACAUCAUCCAGCUCUGAAAAUUCCAACAAAAAAUUCGUUGCAAUUAUUACCGGAUUUUCAGUACCACCCAAUGGCUAUGCAGAAACAGAUGGUCCAUUAGGAGCCAUUUGGAUUGGUUUAGGAGUGCUGAGAUUUACUCCUUUGAAUGUUCUUUAUUUUGUGGACGAAAAUCAAUACGAAGGAAUGUUAAAAUUCUUGAAAAUGGUUUUUGGAAAUGAUGAACAACGAGUAAAAAUUGUUAAGGUGACCAGACAAGACUGCAACGAUAUUCACCAGGCUUCUGCAGAAUGUAAAGAUUAUUUAGAUGACAUUCAUUCUUUCAUUUCAAUUGAACGAGUUGGAAGAUCAAAAGAUGGAAAAUGUUACAGUAUGAGAGGCAUUGAAAUUUCUGGUUAUAAUCUUGCUCUUGACAUCAUUAUUGAAUAUGUCCAAAAGAAACAUCCAAACACUCCUCUUGUGAGCAUUGGUGAUGGAGGAAAUGAAAUUGGAAUGGGUAGUGUUCUUGAACAUGUUGAGAAAUGCAUUCCUAAUGGAGAGAAAAUAGCAUGUGUGAUGAAGAGUGACUUUUUACUCGUUUGUGGUGUCAGUAAUUGGGGAGGCUAUAUAUUAUAUUUAUUAUUUGAGUAUUGUAGAAAUGCUAUUGUUGAAAAUAAGCCAAUGCAAGGAAUAGAUGUUCAGAUUGACCUCAAUUAUCUAACAUUUAUGGUCAAUGAGUGCCAAAUGGUUGAUGGCGUUCGAAACCAAGCUACCAUUAGUGUGGAUGGAUUAGACUAUGAUCCUAUUCAUGUACAAGUUGUCAACGAGCUGAAUCAUUUAUUUGAUAUAGACAUGAAAAAGAAGAACUUGUAG
Naegleria lovaniensis is the source of this 1035-nucleotide messenger RNA. RefSeq lists its product as uncharacterized. Bases 1 to 1035 code for a protein of 344 amino acids. The transcript has a single exon. The record is from RefSeq and is a predicted model, not a curated record. Lineage: Eukaryota; Heterolobosea; Eutetramitea; Acrasida; Naegleriidae.